Molecule: messenger RNA, 1596 nt
Organism: Quercus lobata
Lineage: Eukaryota; Viridiplantae; Streptophyta; Magnoliopsida; Fagales; Fagaceae
Exons: 2
Coding region: 1-1596 (531 amino acids)
Molecular function (GO): nucleic acid binding; RNA-DNA hybrid ribonuclease activity
Source: RefSeq, a predicted model, not a curated record
AUGACCAAACUGCCAACCGUAUGUGCGCCCGUACCAGGGAAACCACUUAAGCUGUAUUUGGCUACCAAUAACGAAGCAAUAGGGGCACUCAUAGCCCAAAAUGAUCAAGAAGAGAUUGAGCGACCGGUUUAUUAUGUUAGCAGAAAGUUAAAAGAUGUAGAAACUCGCUAUCUAAGGGCUGAAAAGGCUUAUCUUACUCUAAUAUAUGCUGUCCAGCAACUGCGCCAUUAUCUGCUAACUCACACGAUCAUAGCAAUCACUCCAACAGCUGUAAGGGGUCAAGCCAUCGCUGAUUUAUUGGCAAACUUUCCCGGAAAAGACAGCUGGGACAUUACUGAUGAUGUACCUAGAGAAUUGCCAGCAGUUGCACUGGUGGAAACAGCUAGGGCGGCUUGGAUUUUACAUUUUGAUGGAUCCUCCACUACUUUUAAAGGAGGGGCUGGAAUAGUCUUAUCCAAUAGCACCAGAGAAAUAGUGAGUAUGUCAUUCAAGCUUGAUUUUCCAUGCACUAAUAAUAUGGCUGAAUAUGAAGCAUAUCUCACGAGCCUAGUGGUAGCUCGUGAAAUGGGCAUCAAACAUCUUCGAGUAAUUGGAGACUCAAAUCUGGUUGUCUGCCAAGCUAGAGGAGAUUUUGCACUCAAAGAACCAUCUUUAGCUCUAUAUAGAGCUAUGGCCCAAAGGUUGGAGGACUCUUUUGAAGAAUUCAAUAUUGAACACUCCCUAAGGUCCGACAAUCGCUUUGCCGAUGCUCUAGCCAGAUUGGGAUCAAAAAUCAGUUUUGAAGGUGCAACUACAGAUGUCACUUUUGUAAAAAGGCCUAUCCCAGUGGUACAAAUGCUAAAGGAAGAAUUCUCUGAUCAACUGCUGGGACAUACAGACUGGCGAUCUUCCAUUAAAGAAGCACUAUUAUCACCGGAUGAGAAGGAUCGUUUGAAGAUACUCAAAGAUUAUGCUCUAAUGGCAAGGGAAUUAUACAAAAAGCUACCUGGAGGAGUUCUAGCUAGAUGCUUGAGCCCUGGUGAGUCCACUGAGCGAUUAAAAGAAGUUCAUGAAAAAUCUUGUGGCCCCAGCGGUUCUGUCAGUCUCUACAGGCGCCUCCAGCGGUUAGGCUAUUACUGGCCAGAAAUGGGCAAACAAGUUGCCACUGUCCAAAAGCAAUGUACCGAUUGCCAAAAUCCUCUUGAUAAGAUGGAAUCAUGUGCAAUCUUUACCACCAACGAUUGGCGUGUACCCUUCCUUGAGUAUCUCAUAGAGGGCAUUUUGCCUGACAAUCAUGAAGAGGCCUACCGCUUAAAAAAAUUGGCUACCCGCUAUUUUGUGGAAGGAGGUAUUCUUUUUAGGAAAGGGUUCAAUGGGGAGCCUUUGAGAUGCCUAAGGACCUCUGAAGCACAAUCGAUUAUGCAAGAGGUGCAUGCGGGUGAGUGUGGUGACCAUCAGGGCAAAAGGCGACUUCUCCAGCAGCUACUCAAUCUGGGGUAUUUCUGGCCCACAAUGAAACAAGAUGCAUCUGAAUGUGUGAAAACAUGCCACACUUGCCAAGUCCACCAACCUUCAAAACAUGAUGACUCCUUGGCCAUUUCAUACUUGGGGGCUUGA